Messenger RNA from Saccoglossus kowalevskii, 4524 nucleotides. Its product is annotated as inactive serine/threonine-protein kinase ULK4-like. The record is from RefSeq and is a predicted model, not a curated record. NCBI's taxonomy places the organism in Eukaryota, Metazoa, Hemichordata, Enteropneusta, Harrimaniidae. Gene Ontology annotation, molecular function: ATP binding; protein kinase activity. Gene Ontology annotation, biological process: protein phosphorylation.
GUUUGCGACAAGAGCAAACUUGUCGUUUCUUAACCCAUCGCAUAGUUUACAAAGCCAAAUUUAAUCCUCGAACGAAUCCAUCUUUGUUUUUUGAGAGCUGGUAAUACAUCGGUGAUUUGAAGAAUAGAAAAUUGUUACGUAUGAUCAUUAGCGCUGAUUACAACACUGUGACAGUCGUCAACUCAAAACGUAAACAGACAAAAUGGCGGUCUAGUUGAACUAUAACUUAAAGCACAGGUUAUAGGUGGGUUCUAUUGAUUGGCAAUUGAAAAUGGAGAACUUUGUACUAUACGAUGAGAUCGGAAAAGGCAACCAUUCUAUAGUAUACAAAGGUAGAAGAAAAGGAACCAUCAAUUUUGUAGCUAUACAUUGCAUUGAGAAAGUGAAAAGACCUCAAAUAACUAAUAGGGUCCGACUGACUCAUGAACUUGACCAUGCUAAUGUAGUUCAUUUCCAUGAGUGGUAUGAAACUACUAAUCACUUAUGGUUAGUUGUAGAGCUAUGUACAGGUGGGAGUCUGGAGACUUUGAUAUCACAAGACGAACAUUUACCAGAAGCGGCUGUUCGUAAAUUUGGCAUUGAUUUAGUACGAGGAUUACAUUAUAUUCAUUCACUUGGCAUUAUAUUUUGUGAUUUAAGACCAUCAAAGAUAUUACUAGACGGAACCGGUAUUUUAAAACUUGACGAUUUCAGUUUGUCAAAAGUGGAAGAUGAAGACUUGGAGGAACUAUUUCAACAAUUUGAUGGUGACUCUGGUAGUCCGGAUAGUUCUUGUGAAAAUGAAAAGUCUCGAAGGCCGGGCAAAUAUUUAGGUUCACCAAUCUACAUGGCACCUGAGGUAGUAGAUGGUGGUAGUCAUUCCAUGGCUAGUGAUCUAUGGGCAUUGGGAUGUCUCUUGUAUGAGAUGUAUACAGGAAAGCCUCCAUUCAUGGCCGAAUUAUAUUCCGAUUUAUUAAAUAAGAUUUUGAAGCAUGAUUUCCCAGCACCGAGAGUGAGCGGCCCAAGAAGGCCGAAACCAUCUCCAGAAUUCUGUGAUAUAUUGAAUAAUCUGUUGAAGAAGAACUCUGACGAGAGAAUGGACUGGAAUAAACUUGUGUAUCAUCCCUUCUGGCAAGGUGCUCUAGUACACCCUGAUGAGAAGGAUACUUCAUCAGCAGCUGCCGUGACAACGACAGCCACCAUAGAGGAGCCACAGACUCAGGGAGGCAGUGACACCAUGACAUCAAUGCAAGACUUGCCAACAGAUACAGGAAUAUCUCUACAGAGCUCCAUCACUGGCUCUGCAGCAACAACAAACCUCAAGAAGUACAGCGUGAUUGAAUUAACACCCGAUAAACAAAGUGCGGCUGAGCGGUCACUGAAUCGUAGCCAGACGUUUAAAACACUGAAGAGCGAUAAAGGACAAGGUGAUAGGCCGCAGACAUCUCCUGAAGUCACUGAUAUCAAGGAAGCUGUGUUCAGUCUUAGUUCAAGGCCACGAACUACACAGAACACCACAUACAACCCUGACGAUCAUGCUGUAGAGAGCAGUCAGUAUAGAAAAAGUCAGGUGAAACAGAGUCGCAAGACAACGGGGAGGACUUCGGAAAUGCAGGGCAUGAACAUGGGACGUUUGAACCGAGACAGAAAACCAUCUGAUAGUCAUAGCGCUGAAAUGAAGGACUUGAUUUUUACCACAUGGGAUUUGACAGUCACACAGAUCAUUGACAAUCCUAAGAUCCAGAAGGUUGCAUCACUUAAAUGGGACAGCAAAGCCUUACCGAUGCAAGUACCAAGCAUGGAGAAAGUGAAGAAAUUAAAAACAGAGGAGGUUGAGGAUCUCUUGUUGGCCUUAGCUGAUACUCUGUCUAAAGCAAUAAAUGAUAAAUCAGCGAGUAGUCAAAGAAUGAGAGUACAACUCCUGAAUUAUAUUGCAUGUUUAGCUAAUGAAGCCAGUGUUGCUGCUCUCAUGAUCAGGUCAAAGCUGGUACCUGCACUACAACAACAAAUAAAGUCACCACAGCAUUUAGAAAUACGAUGUAAAGCUGCCAGACCGCUUGGAUUGAUGGCUCAUAAUAUUGAAGAACUUGAUGAAACUUUGAGUCUUACUGAGGUUGUGACUGCACUGACAGAAGUUGUUAGGGACCAUUUCCGUAAUGGCAAGUUAAAACAAGCUACUCUGCCUGCUCUUGGUGAAUUGCUGAACUUGAUAGCUACGCAAGAAGAACAGAAAGGCAGAGAAGUCGACAGCUGGUUGGUUCCAUCUAUCACAUAUACUAUGAUAAUUAGAUGUCUUCGAGAAGGGGAGGAUGCAGUGGUUCAACACUAUGCUGCUAAGAUAAUCGAGAGUGUUGCUACAACAACAGGAAUACAUGCCCUGAAGUUUUCAACCAAUGAAACUGGUUUGUUGCUAUGGUAUCUGUUCAACCACUCAACUGCUGAUUCACUGAAGAUUACAGCAAUCUCAGCUUUAUCUAGAAUCACUCGCCAUUCCGCAGCAAUCUUCCAGAGUGUAAUCGAUAAAGUUGGUCUUCCGGCAGCAUUGGAUUCCUUGGGUGUCAGUAUAUCACGGGUACAACAGGCCAUUGUUGCUAUGAUUGCUUACAUGUUGGUGGAAGGUACACACUUGCAGAAAUUCCUACAAGAUAAGGAACUAGUUCAAAAGGUCAUGAGGUUAUUGGAGAGUCCAUCAGUUGUCAUCCGAGGCAAAGUAUUCCUUGCUAUUCAAGAAAUUAUUAAAAAUAACACUGAAAUGCUGCUGAUUUGCUGCCAGUCAAGAUUGGUAAUGUAUAUGGAACGGGACAGCAGAAAACAGAAUUCUUCUAAAGUUGACAAUCAGGCAAUGUCGGACUACCUUUUAAAAUGUUUGGAUAUGCUGAAUAAUUACAUCAUUCAAGCUUUACCUCAAAUAUCAAGUGAUGCGAUUGAAGCCCUCAAUGCUGUCUUAGGGAGAAAACAUCCAUCUACUGUGCAAGCUAAGCAGUUGAAGACAUAUCUGCCACUACUUCCCAUACAAUUACAUCUUGUUACAAGCCAGAUAUUUCGUCCUCGCAUUAUUAAUGAAGGGUUCAUGACAGAUAUUGGUGUGCUGCUUUCCCAUUUGAAAUCAAUUGACAGUGGUGAAACAAGUAUAGAGUCAGCCAUUGGUGCAGUAGGCACAGAUGAUUUUAUCAACACGACAUUAUCAAUUGUGGAAGCAGUGACUCAACACCCUAACAUAUUAAUGGAGUAUCACGCUGUUGUAGCUGAGACAAUUUUGCCUCCCUUGGCAGCUCUCGUUACAAGUGACAAUGGUGACACAAGAGCUUUAUGCUUACGCCUCUUUUCUGAGAUUACGUCGUUGUUUUUAACCCAUGAGAACCUAGCACAGGAGACGACAAUCACUAACACUAGAAUCGUGGAUGAGAUCAUUGGCAAACAGCUUCUACCUCAGUAUGAACAGAUACUGUUGGAUCAAGAUCCCCUUCCUUCAUACGGUUUGAAGUUGCUCCUGGCAUUGAUUGAAAGAAGUCCGUCAUACAUCAGAGAUAUUCAAGACCUCAAUCUGGUUCCAGUGUUAUUUCAAGUAUUAGUUGAUCAUCAAAACAUCCCUACAUCCAGCGCAAUGAAGAACAUCUUAGCAAUACUACAAACUAUGGUUUUACAUAAGGAAACAAACAUGAGGUUAUUGUAUGAACAAGGUUUGGUGGACCAUCUCUGCAAUGUAUUUUCCCAGGCACAUAAACUGUAUAUCGACCUGGAUGAUAAAACUGACAACCGAGCUGUGACAGCGCUGCUGACAACACUACUUGAUUUAUUACUUGCUGUCCUCAAGCAUGUCUCCAAUAUCGUCAGACUUGUAUUACAGACAAAAAAAGGAGGGGGUGAGGCUGAUACACAAGGAGCGGAAAGUUUGUUACUGACUAAUAAGCCAUUUGUUGAGCUCACCAGUCAACUUGUGCAUUUGCUUUGUCAUGAAGAUAGUGAAAUCCAAAGCCAUGCCUGCAAUGCCUUGUCACUGAUGGCUCAGUUGUUUGGUGGUGAACACAAUGAUAUUAUGACUGUAGAUAGCAUGGAGUGUUUAUCUCAUGCCUUGCCUAAGUUUGACACCAAGAAACAGAAACUACUUCUCCGAGUCAUCAAAAGAGCUGUGACUGCUGAUAAACACAACGCCACAAUGUUGAAGGAGAAAGGCCAUGUGCUGAUAGACACUAUCAAAACCUUAGCACAGACAGCUAGUUCCCAUGCUGAUGUUGCUGUCUCUUCUCUGGCUGCGGACAUUUUGAAGUUAGUUGGUAUCAAGAUGUAACCUUAACAUUGCAUCAGAACCGAUAUUUAAAAGGUGUGAUGAUCAAUUACAGUGAAUCAAAACAGGAAAAACAGACUUCCUUAGAACUAAAAGUGUUAGUUUAUAAGGUCACAGCUACACCCCAAUUGGAUUCUUUUUAUUUUCCUAAUGGAGAAUGUCAACAGUAAUGAUGUAUAUUUUUGAAUUAUAGAAUUAAUGUAGACUAUCAAUGUGAAUGUUGUCGCAUGGUUUGAGAGUUAUAUUGAUCUAUACAAGCA